Messenger RNA from Thermothielavioides terrestris NRRL 8126, 5125 nucleotides. RefSeq lists its product as uncharacterized. Gene Ontology annotation, molecular function: molecular adaptor activity. Lineage: Eukaryota; Fungi; Ascomycota; Sordariomycetes; Sordariales; Chaetomiaceae. The record is from RefSeq and is a predicted model, not a curated record. The transcript has 2 exons. Gene Ontology annotation, biological process: proteasome assembly. Gene Ontology annotation, cellular component: cytoplasm; nucleus. Bases 1 to 5058 code for a protein of 1685 amino acids.
AUGGGCUUGUCAGAUCCCAAAGACGCAGGAUUUGCUGCCGACUGGUUUGGGAAACUGUUGUUGUUGAGGACAAGUACGGCAGCCUCAGAUCAGUCGCCGGGUUUGACCGACGCGGACAUCAACUUUCUCACUCUCGGCAAACCCGCAACUUGGAACCCCGCUGCUGGGGGGCUCAACCUCCCCGAAACCCGGAUCCAGGUUGCCAAUCUGCUGGCCAGCGGCGCAUUUAGCGAUACCGAGCGGUUUAUCCCCGCCAUCUACGCUGCGUCGAGUCCCGAUUACCGUAUCUCAGGGGUCGGAGACGACUUGCUGAAGAGGAGCUCGGUCUCUCUUGAAGACCGUAACUUGGUCCAAAGGCUGUUCGAAGCGCACUCGCUGCUGCCGCCCCCGUAUAGGAUCCGCAUACUUGGUGUCCUCAGCAAGUCCGAGAUUGCCACCACAUUCACCGAUGAAAUCCUUGCUGCCUUCCGCCGGAAUGCCACCCGCCAGUCCGAGGCCGCCGACGCCAUGCAGGUUGAUGGCCAACCCCCAGCCUCGAAGCCGUCAGGGCUCGAAGUCAACAAGCUCCACCGCGCGCUGUUCGAGUUCAUCAACUGGGUGGCCCGCAUCGGGCCCAGCAAGACCGACUACAACAAGAUAGGACCGCCGCUGGUAGAUCUCCUCGGAGACUUCGUGGCCGCCCAAGGCUGGCCAAAGCCGGCUCGCCUGUCGCUGGACGAGAGCGCUCUGCGUGCGAGAGCUUACGAAACGAUCGGCAUACUCUCCAAGGGCUCAUCGAUGUCGGAUAAGGAACGCAUGUCCCUGGCUGGAUGGCUGUUCCGUUCCCUCACGGAAGACCCGACCCCUGACGUCGUCGUCAACAUUGACGGCGCGCUGUCCAGUCUGGCUAGCCUUUUCAAGCCCCCGCACGAUUUUGUGGUCAACGCCCAGCUGCAGUCCAUCCUUUUGACCUAUAUGACGCUGAAAGACAAUGAAGGGGGUGUCGUCCGCAGUGCCCGCCACGCCGUCACCAAGUGGGCAAACAAUUGCCUUCUGUUCUCCGACGUCCACGCACGCUGGAUCGAUAUCCUCGCCAUUGCCGGCCGUCCCAAUGAGCGCAGCGAUGUGGUGGAGGAGGGCCAAAGGGGCCUUGACCCCUGGACCUACUACGCGAAUGACGACAAGUCACGGACCCUGCCCGACUGGAACGAACUGGUCCACAUGUUCUUCCGAGAGGCCAUCAUGCCUCGGAAUGCACCCGCUCCCUCGGCCCAGGGCCAGGGCAUGGAAGUGGACGACUCGGGAGUGUUUGUCAACUUCCCGGCAGAAUCACUCCCAGCCUUUCCCGUCGCUGUCGACUAUUGCCGACGCAUCUUGUUCCUCACCGCACUCCAAGACUUCCACAUCGAGCCGGGCUGGGAACAACGGCUCGGCGCACUGGUGGAAUCCGAUCUUGCUACUCGCCACGCUAUUCGGCGCUACUUGUCCUCUUCUGCCUCCCAAGAGCAUGCUCUCUUCCACCUGCUCCGUGCCGCAUUUGAGGGGAUGAUCAAAGAAGAGGCCAGGAUUGCUGAGCCAUGCGCCCGGGCUUUCGUCGACAUCGCAUCGUUGUCGCCGAGCGCCACCCUGGAGCCCCUGGCGUCCCGCGCCGUAGAGCUGUUGCCCUUGGUCAAGUCCAACAGAAAGGAACUCCGGAUUCUGGGCUCCAGAGCUUUUGGCAUUCUUGCAGCCCAUCCUUCCAACAGCUCAGAAGCCGUUGCUGGCUUCAGAGAAACCUUGAUCGGCGUGACAAAGAGUCUCACUACGGCGGUCGGUUCAGAGUUGAACGCGAUUGAGGGCGCGUUCCUUGCACUCGCUCAUCUCUUAUCCCGGCGCAUAUACUAUUCUCCAACAUCCGCAGGGAGCCUGACAGCCGAUCUUUCCCGUUUGUUGCCACCCCUCAGCUCCGUUACCUCGGCCACCACAUCGACUCAGGAAGCCCUGUUUGGAGCAUACUCCCAGCUUUGGACUGCAGGCGUACAAAUUGUGCCUGGGACGACCGAUGACACCGAAGAUCUCUCCGGCCGCAUAUCGGAAAUGUUCAUUGACCCCCUGGUUCAGCAGGCGAAGAGGGGCAACGAAAAGGCGAUCACUGCGCUGGGCAGACUCGCUAUCUCCUUGCCGGCAACAGAGCCGGUAGACGCAACCACGACAAAAGAUAUUCUCAGCUCGAUCCUGGAGAAGCUCUACGCUCUCCAUGAGAUCAAACAAGCCGAGGUUCACUUUGCCGUGGGAGAAGCCAUUACGGCGGCAGUUGCAUGCUGGGACGCCGAAGUCGUCCAGCUAACCCUCGAUGUGCAGAGCGAGGGAACCUCCUACCAGACGCCUAAGCGCUCCGGGCGUCUUACUGCUGUCCUGGAGAAGCUUUUGGCCGACUGCAAGGCCACCAAACCGUCGCUGCUGAAGGCUUCCGGUAUUUGGUUGUUCUGUGCCAUCCAGCAUUGCUCUCACCUGCCAGAGAUACAGUCGAGACUCAGGCAGUGCCAAGCCGCCUUCAUGCGGCUCCUUAGCGCUAGGGAUGAGCUUGUGCAGGAAACAGCAUCCCGCGGUCUUGCUUUGGUGUACGAGAAGGGCGACGCAGAGCUGAAGGGUGAGCUCGUCCGCGACCUUGUCUCGGCCUUUACCGGCACGGGGCCGCAGCUCAAGGUUGAUCAAAAGACGGAGCUCUUCGAUGCGGGUGCCCUGCCCACUGGCGACGGCAAGUCGAUCACCUCGUAUAAAGACAUUGUCAACCUGGCCAACGAAAUCGGCGACCCUAGUCUCGUCUACAAGUUCAUGUCGCUCGCGACCAACGCUGCGACUUGGUCCACACGCUCCGCCUUUGGACGGUUCGGGCUCAGCAAUAUUCUUUCCGAGUCGGAAGUUGACCCGAAGCUCUACCCCAAGCUCUAUCGUUACCGGUUUGACCCGAACCCGAACGUCCAACGCUCCAUGAACGAUAUCUGGAAGGCCUUGGUCAAGGACCCCAACGCCGUCCUGGAAACACAUUUCGACAGCAUCAUGCAAGACCUGUUGAAGAGCAUUCUGGGCAAGGAAUGGCGGGUCCGUGAGGCCAGCUGCGCCGCCAUCUCGGACCUGAUUUCUGGCCGGCCUUUCCAGACGUAUGGCCGGUACUACAAGGAUAUCUGGGCGGCCGGCCUCAAAGUCCUCGACGACGUCAAGGCCACCGUUCGCAACGCCGCCUUCCACCUCUGCAUCGCCCUCUCCACAACGCUAGUCCGGCAGCUCGAGGAAUCGGGAUCCACAGCGACCUCCAAGGCCAUGAUGGACGAGGCCCUCCCAUUCCUGCUCUCCGACAAGGGCAUAGAAAGCAGCGUCGCGGAAGUCAAGAUCUUCGCAACCAUCACGGUCAUGAAGAUCGCCAAGAGCGGCGGCGACGCCCUCAAGCCCUACAUCCCCACCAUGAUCCCGCACCUCCUCGGCCUCCUAAGCACCAUCGAGCCCGAAGCCAUCAACUACCACUACCAGCGCGCCGGCGAAGACAACCGCGAGCGGAUCGACAAGCUCCGCAGCGCCAUGGUCUCGCGCUCCCCCAUCGCCGAAGCAAUCGACAACUGCCUCCGCAGCGUCGACGACGCCGUCAUGGCCGACCUCGCCCCCAAGCUCCAAGAAGCCAUCAAAUCCGCCCUCGGUAUGCCCACCAAGCUCGGCUGCGCCCGCGUGCUAACCGCUCUCGCCACCCGCCACGCCCUCUCCUUCGCACCCUACUCCCCAACCUUCCUCACCCUCCUCGAAACCCAGACGCUCGACCGCAACGACGAAGUCAGCCAAGCCUACGCCCGCGCCGCCGCCUACGUGCUCCGCGCGGUGCCCACGCCCGACGCGAAGGCGUGCUUCGCCGCCCGCCUGACCGCGCUCUAUCUAGCAGCCGAGGACGACGGGCGGCGCCAGAAGACGGCCGACACGCUGCUGGCGCUGGCCAAGAUCUCGCCGGACCACUUCUCCGCGCUCGAGGCCGCGCUGCUGCCGCUCGCCUUCCUCGCCAUGCACGACGCCGACGAGUACGUCGCGCGCGCCGGCCGCGAGGUCUGGGACGCCCACGCCGGCGCCUCCGGCCGCGCCGCCGUGCGCCACCUCCGCGAGAUCGCCGCGCUCGCCCGCCGCGCGCUGGAUACCCCUCUGUGGGCGCUGCGGCACGCGGGCGCGCUGGCCGCCGCCGCGGCCGUCGAGGCCGUCGUCGCUGUCGGGGAGGCCGCUGGCCGGGUGGAUGCGGACGCGCUGGCGGUCGUGGAGGGCGGGUUGUGGGAGGGGAACGGCGGGGAAAUGGCGGGGCGGUUGGCGGCUGUGGUGGUGAGGGAGGCGAAGAGGAAUAAUGAGGCGUAUCGGCCGCAUGCGUUUAGGUGUUUGUGGAGGGUUGCGGCGGUGAGGCCGGAUCUGGAGAUGGUGGCGGAGAUCGCGGAGAUCGUGGCCCCGUAUUUGGUCGUGGAAGAAGAGGAGGGCGAUGCCAUGGAAGUCGACUCGGACGAGCCGAAGGGGUCGAAGGGCAGAGGAGGCGGGUUGGACCUGAAGAGCCGGACCGUGUGGGCUGCGGUGGAGGCCGUGGUGAAGGGGUACAAUCGGCCGCGGAUGAGGCAGAGUCCGGCGGCCGUGCUGCGGGAGGUUGUCCUCGCGCUGGAGUCGGCUGCCGGCAGUCAGGGCAAGGGUCUCCACGCCCAGUCCCCGUGCGUUUCGCGGCCCGAGUUCGCCGCCAUCCGGAGGACGUUCUGGUACGAGUGUGUGCGAGAGGUCCUGGAAGACGCUGUCAGCGAGGCGGCCGUGGCUGAUACCGUGGGGACUCGGGGAGAGGAUGGGCGUGAGGUCGUCAUGUGGUUCCUCCGCACGCUGGACCUGGAGGCGGAUGACCUGGGCACUGAGGAGCAGCGUCUUGGCAGGGCCAAGGCCCUCAAGGCCACGCUGCGGCUGGGGAAGUCUUUAGCUGGACUGGCGGAGGAUGGCGAGUGGAAGGCCGAAUUGCGGGAUGUGGUUGAGAAGGCUCUGGCGAGGGAGAGGUCUCUGGACGUGCAGAAGGCCUGGAGGGAAUGUCUGGAGUUGUUGAAGUAAGACAGGCUCGUAUGUUUAGGAGUAACCACCGUCAAUGAAGGCCUGUACGUCUUUUUCGGUUCUGAUU